UUUAUGCUAGUGUACUCAAUAUAUUAAUUUUCUAUUAGAAUUGAUAAUUAUUAAUCAUAUAAAAGUGUUUUAAAAUCAUUAUAACAGGGUCCUUCAUAAUUAUUCAGAAUGGAAGAAAUUAUUACUGAUGAAAUAAUUGAUAUACCACCAAUUGAAUCAGAAACAAUUUUAAUUAAAUCAGAAACAAAUGAUCUAAAAAUUGAUGAAUCUGAUGUUCUCGCGUCGGAGGAAAUGCAAGAAGAUGAGGACAUCGAUUUAGAUGAGGAAGCUGAAGAUGAUGAAGAGAUUUUAAAUGAUGGAUCUGCAGAGAUUACAGACGUUAAAAUGAUUGAAUGUCCUGUUUGUAGAUUGAAUGUUAUAUCAUUUAUGAUGGAAGAACAUAAGAAUACAUGUUCGGGAGCAGAUGAAACUAUAUUAGGAACGGCUGAUAAUUAUUCAAUUGAAAAUGAUGAUGAUCUCGACGAAGAAGAUCGUAAAGAUAUUAGUUUAAAUACUGAAACCGAUGAGAAUGGUGAGAAUGAUGGAGAGGACGGUGAUGGCGAUGAGAAUAAGAUUUAUAAAUGUCCAAAUCAAGGUUGUGUCAAAGUUUACAAAAAGAAAUUUUAUUUAAGUCGACAUUUAAAGCAUACCAAUUGUACGGGCACCCAAGUUAAAUAUGAAUGCAAGGUGUGUGGUAGAGCGUAUUCACGACCAGACAAUUUACGGGCUCAUUUAAAAUCCGCUCACGUUGAUAAUAAACUUGUUGUGAAAGAUAAAUCUGUAGCUUGUCCACAUUGUGAUAAAGUUUUGAAAAAUAAAGCAAUUUUAUUGGUGCAUAUGCGAAUUCAUACUGGUGAAAAACCAUAUCAAUGUGAUGUUUGUCCAAAAGCAUUUCCAACAAGCGGUGCUUAUCAAAAACAUAAACGAGUACAUACUGGAGAAAGACCAUUUAUGUGUCCACAGUGUAAACGUCGAUUUACAGCGAAAGAAGUAUUAAAUCGACAUAUGAAAACACAUUCAGCAGUGAAACCGCACGUAUGUAUGUUCUGCAAUAAGAGUUUUGUACAAGCAAUGCAGCUACGUGCGCACAUGUUCCAUCACACCGGUGAAUAUUCAUGUAUUUGUAAAACUUGUGGAGCUGCGUUUAGUAAACAAAAUGCUCUCACGUUACACGUCAAAUACGAACAUGAAGGAGCGAAACCAUUGGAAUGUGAAGUUUGCAAGAAAACGUUUUUAACGAAAAACUUUUUGGUUCGACAUCAAAUUAUACAUUCUGGAGUGAAAGAACACGAAUGUCCAAAUUGCAAAAAACGUUUUAUCUCGAAGCCAGCCUUAAAAACACACAUGCUGACACAUACGGGGGAGAAGCCGUACGAGUGUAAAGAGUGUCAUGCAAAAUUUGCUGCAAAAGAAACAUUAAAUCGUCAUGUACGCACUCAUACCAAUAAUAAACCGCAUGAAUGUAAUUUUUGUGGGCGAAGAUUUAUACAAUUAGUACAAUUACGUGCUCAUUUAUUUUACCACACUGGUCAAUUUGGUUAUGAAUGUGAACAUUGUGGUAAAACAUUUAAUCGACGAUUACGUUUGACCAUACACAUGAAAUAUGUACACGAAGGUGAACCACCGAUGAAGUGUACACAUUGUGACAAGACAUUUAUACGUAAAGAGGAUUUAGCAAGGCAUACCAUGAUUCAUACUGGUCGAAAAGAUCAUGAAUGCCCGCAAUGUAAGAAACGUUUCUACUCGAAGAGCUCAUUAAAAUUCCAUCUAUUAACGCAUCGUAAAGAAGAGCCACGUAUAUGUCACGAUUGUGGACGUGCUUUUAUCCGCUUAGAUUGUUUGAUACGUCAUUUACGUGCAAAACAUCGUGAUGAAUUCGAUAAUGUAUUAUCGAGUAUUGAAAAAGAGAAGUUACGUGGUUACAUUAUGAAUAUAAACGAUGAAAAGUCGGAAAAAACCGAUAUCAAAUUUGAAUAUAUCGAAGAUAUGUACAUAAAAAAUCUACAAAAAUUAUUACUCAUGUUAAUUGAGCACUCAACUUUACAACAAUUUGGAUGGCCUGAUGAACCAAUUGAUAAAAUUUUGGAUUCGUUAAUUAUACGUUGUGGUUCGGUGCCCGUUGUCGACGAUAAUUUAGAAUAUAUUGAUCGAUUACGUGAGAAUACUAAAUUAUUAUUUGCAGUUAUUCUUAAUGAUAAUUUUUUGGAGUCUUUACUCAAUAAUAAAUCCGUCGAUGAGGUUAUAGAACAUAUUUUACGUUUAGCUGGUGAUUCUGAUGAGAAAAUUGAAGACAUAUUAGCAUAGUUUUUAGCAUUUUUUUUUUUUAGAUAUUAUUUUUAAAGGGUGACACUCACAUAAGUAUCCGCAAAGGUUGGGAUACCUCAGAGUAAUAGAAUUUCGUCCACUAAGAAUAAAUCGGUUGGAUAAAAGUUUCUAAUGAUUAAUCAUGAAUUGUA
This is a messenger RNA of Chrysoperla carnea, 2435 nucleotides long. RefSeq names its product zinc finger protein 883-like. The record is from RefSeq and is a predicted model, not a curated record. The coding region runs from base 109 to 2283 and encodes 724 amino acids. Lineage: Eukaryota; Metazoa; Arthropoda; Insecta; Neuroptera; Chrysopidae. The transcript has 10 exons.